Messenger RNA from Diceros bicornis minor, 3508 nucleotides. RefSeq names its product leucine rich repeat containing 8 VRAC subunit D (gene LRRC8D). Gene Ontology annotation, molecular function: protein binding. The transcript is spliced from 4 exons. Lineage: Eukaryota; Metazoa; Chordata; Mammalia; Perissodactyla; Rhinocerotidae. The coding region runs from base 572 to 3148 and encodes 858 amino acids. The record is from RefSeq and is a predicted model, not a curated record.
AUCUCCGGGUUGGGUACCGGUAUAAUCCGCUUCUAGCUUGUUUGGAGGCGUGGGCACUCAGGAGCGGACUUCUGCGCGAAUCCUCUCCUGGGGCUUGGAAAGGAGGAGGAUUUGGGGGUGGUUGCCCAGAGAACCAUCACCUCCGCUUGCUGGAGGGUUGAUAGGGGACUUCCUUUUUUGUCCCCCUUUAUUUGGGAGUAUCCGUUACAGAGAAAGAAAUGAGUCUUUUUGGUUUCUUAAAACGCCAGCCGCAGUGAAGAAGAGCUGCUGCAGGUCCGGGGGAAGAGAGGAAGUGCACGGCUGUCUGUAACGUGCUGCCGGGUCCCAGGAUGGAGGAGUGAAGAAGGCUCCGCGUCGCCGGUGCCAGCCUGCGGAGCCCGCCAGAAGCCGAGUCCCCGGAGAGCGCCCUGAGGGAGCAGGGUGGCCGCCUGGUCCAGAUUUCUUACUAAAAAAUAAUUGUGAUAUGCAACAUAUUAUCGUGAGAAAAGCUCAGUCCCCAUUCAUAAAGUAGUAACAACUAUCCUGAGACAUCAACUACUUUGAAUUGACUUAUGUGUGAAAUAUCUAAGGAAUGUUUACCCUUGCGGAAGUUGCUUCGCUUAAUGACAUUCAGCCAACUUACCGAAUCCUGAAACCAUGGUGGGACGUGUUUAUGGAUUACCUGGCUGUCGUUAUGUUGAUGGUAGCCAUCUUUGCAGGAACCAUGCAACUUACCAAAGAUCAGGUGGUCUGCUUGCCAGUAUUGCCAUCUCCUGUAAAUUCAAAGGCACACACCCCCCCAGGAAAUGCCGACGUUGCCACCAACAUCCCGAAGAUGGAAGCAGCCGCCGACCGAGACCAGGAUGGGCAGACGACAAAAGACAUUUCCUUUGGCACAUCUGCUGUGACACCUGACAUACCUCUCAGAGCCAUAUAUCCUCACACAGACUCCACGGUUCCAAUUCAGGAGGCAAAGAAAGAGAAAAAAGAUCCAAUAGGUCGACAAACAAACUUGGAUUUUCAGCAAUAUGUAUUUAUUAAUCAGAUGUGUUACCACCUGGCUCUUCCGUGGUAUUCUAAGUACUUUCCGUACCUUGCUCUUAUACAUACUAUUAUUCUCAUGGUCAGUAGCAACUUUUGGUUCAAAUAUCCCAAAACGUGCUCAAAAGUAGAACAUUUUGUUUCAAUAUUAGGAAAGUGCUUUGAAUCUCCUUGGACUACUAAGGCGUUGUCUGAGACAGCGUGUGAAGACUCGGAGGAAAACAAGCAGAGAAUAACAGGUGCCCAGACUCUCCCAAAGCACGUGUCUACCAGCAGUGAUGAAGGGAGCCCCAGUGCCAGUACCCCAAUGAUCAACAAAACUGGCUUCAAGUUUUCAGCUGAGAAGCCCGUGAUCGAAGUCCCUAGUAUGACCAUCCUGGAUAAAAAAGACGGGGAACAGGCCAAGGCCCUGUUUGAGAAGGUGAGGAAGUUCCGUGCUCAUGUGGAAGACAGUGACUUGAUCUAUAAACUGUACGUGGUCCAAACAGUUAUCAAAACAGCCAAGUUCAUUUUUAUUCUCUGCUACACUGCAAACUUUGUCAACGCAAUCAGCUUUGAACAUGUCUGCAAGCCAAAAGUGGAGCACCUGACCGGCUAUGAGGUGUUUGAGUGCACCCACAAUAUGGCUUAUAUGCUGAAAAAGCUUCUCAUCAGUUACAUCUCCAUUAUUUGUGUUUAUGGUUUUAUCUGCCUCUACACUCUCUUCUGGUUAUUCAGGAUACCUUUGAAGGAAUAUUCUUUUGAAAAAGUCAGAGAAGAGAGCAGUUUCAGUGACAUUCCAGAUGUCAAAAACGAUUUUGCGUUCCUCCUUCAUAUGGUAGACCAAUACGACCAGCUGUAUUCCAAGCGUUUUGGUGUCUUCUUGUCAGAAGUCAGUGAAAAUAAACUUAGGGAAAUUAGUUUGAACCACGAGUGGACAUUUGAAAAGCUUAGGCAGCACGUGUCCCGCAAUGCCCAGGACAAGCAGGAGCUCCAUCUGUUUAUGCUGUCGGGUGUGCCUGACGCUGUUUUUGACCUCACAGACCUGGAUGUGCUAAAACUUGAACUGAUUCCAGAAGCUAAAAUUCCUGCUAAGAUUUCUCAAAUGACUAAUCUCCAAGAGCUUCACCUCUGCCACUGCCCUGCGAAAGUUGAACAGACUGCUUUUAGCUUUCUCCGCGAUCACUUGAGAUGCCUUCAUGUGAAGUUCACUGAUGUGGCUGAAAUUCCUGCCUGGGUGUAUUUGCUCAAAAACCUUCGAGAGUUGUACUUGAUAGGCAAUUUGAACUCUGAAAACAAUAAGAUGAUAGGACUUGAAUCUCUCCGCGAGUUGCGGCACCUUAAGAUCCUCCACGUGAAGAGCAAUUUAACCAAAGUUCCCUCCAACAUUACAGAUGUGGCUCCACAUCUUACAAAGCUAGUCAUUCACAAUGACGGCACUAAACUCUUGGUACUGAACAGCCUUAAGAAAAUGAUGAAUGUCGCCGAGCUCGAACUCCAGAACUGUGAGCUAGAGAGAAUUCCACAUGCUAUUUUCAGCCUCUCUAAUUUACAGGAACUGGAUUUAAAAUCAAAUAACAUACGCACAAUUGAAGAAAUCAUCAGUUUCCAGCAUUUAAAACGCCUGACUUGUUUAAAAUUAUGGCAUAAUAAAAUUGUCACCAUUCCUCCCUCCAUUACCCAUGUCAAAAACUUGGAGUCACUUUAUUUCUCUAACAACAAGCUCGAAUCCUUACCAGUGGCAGUGUUUAGUUUACAGAAACUCAGAUGCUUAGAUGUAAGCUACAACAACAUUUCAAUGAUUCCAGUAGAAAUAGGAUUGCUUCAGAACCUGCAGCAUUUGCAUAUCACUGGGAACAAAGUGGACACUCUGCCAAAACAAUUGUUUAAAUGCGUUAAGUUGAGGACUUUGAAUCUGGGGCAAAACUGCAUCACUUCCCUCCCAGAGAAAAUUAGUCAGCUCGCCCAGCUCACCCAGCUGGAGCUGAAGGGGAACUGCUUGGACCGCCUGCCAGCCCAGCUGGGCCAGUGUCGCCUGCUCAAGAAAAGCGGGCUUGUUGUGGAAGAUCACCUUUUUGACACCCUGCCACUCGAAGUCAAAGAAGCAUUGAAUCAAGACAUAAAUGUUCCCUUUGCAAAUGGGAUUUAAACUGAGCUAAUACGUGCACAUGCGUGUGCAGGAACAACUUCCUAGAUUGCAAAUGCUCACGUACAGUUAUUGCAAAAUAAUGCAUUUUAGGAGUAGAUACAUCUUUAAAAAUAAAACACAGAGAGGAUACAUAGAAGGCUGAUAGAAGACAUAACUGAAUGUUCCAUGUUUGUAGUGUUUUAAGUCAUUCAUUUCCAAAUCUUUUUUCUUUUUUUCUUUUGGGGAAAGGGAAGGAAGAAUUAUAAUCACUAAUCUUGGUUUCUUUUUAAGUUGUUUGUAACUUGGAUGCUGCCGCUACUGAAUGUUUACAAAUUGCUUGCCUGCUAAAGUAAAUGAUUAAAUUGACAUUUUCUUACUAUA